Messenger RNA from Prorocentrum cordatum, 885 nucleotides. NCBI's taxonomy places the organism in Eukaryota, Dinophyceae, Prorocentrales, Prorocentraceae. The record is from the annotation of a GenBank genome assembly.
AUGGAUCGAACAGCAAUCAUAUCGGCGGAUGUCUGGCUCGUUGUCCUCGUCGUCGUCGUCCUCUUCUUCGUCGUUCUCUGUCGUCAUCGUCGUUCUGUCGUCCUCGUCGUCGUUGUCAUCCUCGUCGUUGUCCUCGUCGUACGGUGCCCUUGGGCAAGGUGGUGGAUUUGUCUUCCUCUGCCUCCUCAGGUCACUGGCAGUAUUGAAGUCAGCGUGUGCAUCCACCCCUUGUCUUUCGACCAGUGGGCCAAGACAUCUGGCUCCAGGCGGAAGUUCACGGUGGGCUGGCCCGUGAAGGCAGGCUCCCAGGCGAGCGGCUUUCAGAUCGCGAAGGCGUACUCAGCGCUGCAGAGCCUGAAGCGCAGGUACAGCAUCGCGGAUGGCGACGCAGACGUCCUCAUCGUCAAGGAGCUGCUCUCGGCGGCGUCCUCCGCAACGGCGGCCGCGUCCACGGCCGCAGGGGCCCGCGCCGCCGCGGCGGCGCCGCCGGCGCCCUCGCAGGGAUUCCUGAGCCCCUGGGAGCACGACAUUGGCGUCUUCGGGAGCAACAUGGCGCGGGGGUUGCCCGGCGUCGAGAAGGAGAUCCACGACACCAUCUGGAAUGUGGAGCACAUCGAGAAUCGCGGCGUCGCCACCAUGCUGCUGCGGAGCGUCCUGAUGAUCGCUGCUGUCUACCUCGUGGGGGGCGCCGUGUACAAGAAUCAGACCUACGGUUCGUCGGGCGUGGACGCGAUACCGCACAUCGGCUUCUGGAGGGAGUACCCCCAGCUCGUCCUUGACGGGGUGCAGUACGCAACAGGAUUCGGCAGGCAGUUCAUGGGCAAGGGCGCGGGCGGUGGCGACUUCGAGCCGCUGUCCGGCGGCCUGUCGGGCCGCGGCUUCUGA